GAAUUAGAACGUUUACACAGUGAAUCGCUCAACGGACAAGGCGUAUUAAGUUUAACACCACCUGAAGAUUCAUUUAAUAUUAAUGGAAUUAAAUCUGAAGGGAAUCAAGAGAGUUCUGAGGAUACUCAGAGUGGUGAAGCAUCACUGCAGGACAAUAACGGACAACAAACUGGUGGUGAUUUAUCGCGUCUUCAAUCACUUUUAAACGAAAAACAGACACAAUUAGAACGUUUGUCCUCGAUGCAUAAUUCCGAAAUACGCGAAUUGCGCAAGAAAGUAUCUGAUUUAGAAAAAUCAAAACAACGAGAAAUCAACAUGUUGAAUAAAGAUGUAGCUGAAUUAGAAUCUUUAAUUGAAAGUAAAAUAUUUCGAGAAGCGGAUUUGGAGGAAGAAAUUCAACGUGAACAAAGAAAUUCCAAACGAUUAAAAGAUGAAAUUGAGGAAUUACGAGAGCAAAUAAACGAAAUUAAGAGUUCAAAUGGCGCAACAAAUGUACUAGAAGCUACACUUGUCGGCGAUGGUAUAAUUUCUAAUAAUAAUUCUGUUAAACCGAUCGAAAAGUUAAAGGAAAACGGAACUUCAGGCUUAUACUGUGAGAUUUGUGAACAAGAAGGUCACGAUAUAAUCAGUUGCAAAGCAGUAUUUGGCUCGAAUUCGGCAAAUAUAACAGAAGAUAAAGCAGCCAGUAAUGGUAUACAUAAUGAAAGCAUUACCGAAGAAAAACCGUAUUGUGAUAACUGUGAAGAAUUUGGACUUCAUUGGACAGAAGAAUGCCCAAAUCAAGAUGAGACAUUUUAGAUUGUUUCAGUUUGCAAG
Messenger RNA from Rhizophagus irregularis DAOM 181602=DAOM 197198, 816 nucleotides. NCBI's taxonomy places the organism in Eukaryota, Fungi, Glomeromycota, Glomeromycetes, Glomerales, Glomeraceae. The record is from RefSeq and is a predicted model, not a curated record.